AUGCCUGCCGCGGUGAGCGCCCAAUCAGGCUCGAAGCCGGAUACCUCCAACUCAGAGCAACCCGAGCAAUCCUUCAAACCCGACGAGGAUCCCCAACUGAGCCUCUUCGACCAGGUGUCAGAAUGGCUACAGCACGAGAAAACUAGACGCCAGACACGCAAGGCUCGUCGGGCAGAAGCGGCCUCCAAAGUCUCAGAGGCCCCGAACGCGAAUGUAGAGUGCGCAGAGCGCCCGGUAGACGAAUCUCGCUCGAGCUCCGAAAGCACUUUCUCCCUCGACAAGUUGGAAAAAAUCCUCCUUCAGUAUGCCAAGACAAGCUCUGGAAGUACGCUACCCGCCUCCGUAUCGACUGUCAAGCGAGUAGCUCGCCGACGACCUAAGGGCCUCCGACGUGGCUCCGCAUCGGACUCCGAAUACACUGAUGUUGAGGCCCCUGUGCCUAGCGUGGAAGCUUUUCUUGACAACUCCAAGACGCUCGCCUACACGGGCGGCGCCGCAGAAGAGGAUGCCACUGAUGGUCCCAAACGUUCUAAGGAUCAGGAAGCCUGGCUGACUUUCAAGACCGAGAUUUUGCGUCUUGCGCACACGAUGCAGCUCCGGGGCUGGCGUAAGGUCCCACCAGAGGCCGCGGGCGACGUUAAGGUCAUCCGUCUGAGCGGCGCUUUGACAAAUGCCGUGUACGUGGUGGAGCCACCUAGACAUCUCCCUGUCACGAAAAUCGAGAAUGGAUCUGCCUCAUUGGUGUCGAGAAAGCCGCCACCAAAGCUUUUAUUGCGUAUCUAUGGCCCCCAGGUGGAUCAUUUGAUUGACCGUGAGAAAGAAUUGCAGAUUCUGCGUCGCCUGGGUCGCAAAAACAUUGGGCCGCGUGUGCUCGGCACUUUUCUGAAUGGUCGUUUUGAGGAGUAUUUUGAAGCUCGUACAUUGACCGCAAAGGACCUUCGGAUUCCCGAGACUGCCAAGCAGAUUGCGAAGCGGAUGAGAGAGCUCCAUGAUGGCGUGGAUCUCCUAGACGAGGAGCGAGAGGGCGGGCCAAUGAUUUUCAGCAACUGGGAUAAAUGGGUAGAUCGUUGCGAACAAGUGACUUCUUGGUUGGAUAAGGAACUUGAAUCUCCACAGAACGAAAGGAAAAGUGCUCUGGAACCAUGGCGCCUGCGCGGAUUUGUUUGCGGUGUGCCAUGGGCUGUAUUCCGCAAGGCGGUGGAUAGCUAUCGGAAAUGGCUGAUCGCUAGCUGUGGGGGAAUCGACGAGAUCAAACAGCAGCUCGUCUUCGCUCAUAAUGAUACCCAAUAUGGCAAUCUACUACGCAUGGAACCUGCCACACAGUCUCCUCUACUCCUGCCAGCCAACGAGCACAAGCAGUUGGUUGUUAUUGAUUUUGAAUACUCUUCAGCGAAUACCCCUGGCUUUGAAUUUGCUAACCACUUCACCGAAUGGUGCUACAACUACCACGACGAAGAGCGCUCCUGGGCUUGUAACACUCGCUUCUACCCCACACCCGACGAACAGUAUCGCUUUGUGGCGACCUAUCUUACUCACCACCCUGCUGUUCCUGGGGGGCCUACUUCCCCGUUGGCCACCCCCGCAAUGCGUGGUGGCCGGCCUACAACCGCCAUUACCCCUCUAAAUCUCGACGACGGACCCGAAGUUCACAGCUCCCAGGCACUAGAUAAGUGUGGGGAUGACGAAUUGGAGUCGGAGGUCCGGAAUCUCAUGCACCAAACUCGUCUGUGGCGUGUGAUGUGCUCGGCGCAGUGGGCCGCAUGGGGCAUUGUGCAGGCUAAAGUCCCCGGUAUGGAGGAAGGCAUUGCCAAGAUGGUCGCAGCCUCCAACAACGGAUCUCCCGAUAAUGGGAAUUUUGGUUCCAAUGGGAGUAGCCAGCAUGCCAACAUGUCUCCGGUUGAGACGGACAUGGAUGAGGAAGAUGGUUUCGAUUAUCUUGCCUACGCCCAAGACCGAGUCCUAUUCUUCUGGUCUGAUCUUCUGGCACUGAAUCUGGUUAAUGCGGAUGAGCUCCCUCCCGCGAUGGUCGAGCAUAUCCGGGCGCGGCGGCUCGACUACUGA
Penicillium macrosclerotiorum is the source of this 2061-nucleotide messenger RNA. RefSeq lists its product as uncharacterized. Gene Ontology annotation, biological process: phosphatidylcholine biosynthetic process; phosphatidylethanolamine biosynthetic process. The coding region runs from base 1 to 2061 and encodes 686 amino acids. The record is from RefSeq and is a predicted model, not a curated record. Gene Ontology annotation, cellular component: cytoplasm. NCBI's taxonomy places the organism in Eukaryota, Fungi, Ascomycota, Eurotiomycetes, Eurotiales, Aspergillaceae. The transcript has 4 exons. Gene Ontology annotation, molecular function: ethanolamine kinase activity; choline kinase activity.